Molecule: messenger RNA, 3053 nt
Organism: Saccostrea cuccullata (small rock oyster)
Lineage: Eukaryota; Metazoa; Mollusca; Bivalvia; Ostreida; Ostreidae
Exons: 6
Coding region: 50-2641 (863 amino acids)
Source: RefSeq, a predicted model, not a curated record
AAUUUAGAGAAACGUAAAAUUGCAUCAAAUAUCCAUUGCCAAAAGCACAAUGUCCGACAAAGAAGAAAGGUAUCUUUUAAACUCUGCUGUAUUAGAGGUGUAUGCACUUCUUCUCGUUGGAGGAAAAAAUGUUUUACAGAUCAAGAUUAAAGAAGAAACAAAACAAUCGCCUGAGGACUUUAUUGUGCGACAUAAACAUGACCUUUUUCAUUUGUGCAAAAAGCAAAAGUGUUGCAAAUGCAAUACAGAAAAUACGAAGUAUAAUAAGCACUCAAUUCCACCCCUGACUAUGAAUGACUGGAAGAGUAUUUUUGUGCAUUUCUCUGAAACGUGUGGCUUUCCAGGAGCUUGUCUCUGUCAAUACGAGGUAAAGACAUCUUUUACCCCCAGUGUUUCACUUAUAAUGUACAUGCUUCUGGACAUUUGUGAGCUCCCAGAGAAAACUAAAUUCCAGGUUCUCGAGUUGCAGAAUACUAUCCGCAAAGUUCUUAGCAGUGAAGAUCUAGUUGAAAGUGUUAGCGAUGUAUUGUUGGAAACUCAAAGUCUUCUUCGGGGACUUGUUAGAGAUAAAGUGGAUUCAAUUAGUGUUCAAAAGACACUUGAAGACAUUAAAGCGAAUGCCAUUGAGUAUCACCCUGAGGUUAUUGAGUAUCUAUGGAGUGACCUUGAGGAAAAUAGGAUGAAAACUGCAAGAAUUGAAAGUGUUAUAUCACUUGUGGAGUGUUGCGAAGAAGGGCACACAAUUUAUGACAUGUUAUCUAAGGAAAGGAGAAAAUUAUUCAAAAAGAAUCAACAGUCACGAUUUCACACAGGCUCAGAACUAGAGAAAUACGGAAGAAAAAGAGACCUUUAUUACAAAUGCACAAGUUUUCCACAUUUUCGUUAUGUGUAUAGCUUAGUAGUUGACUGUGUGAAACGUCUCAAAGAAUAUACAGACAAAUACAAAAUUCUACUGGAAAAUUACCCCAUGGAAUCUGAAGAUAAUGUGUUCAUCAGGAUCUGCUUUAUUGGAGAUUUAAAUAAAGAGAAUUUGACACUUGUAUCAAAAAAAUCUGGUAAACCAUAUAUUGGGAAUGGUGAAUUGUGGAGUGAAUCUCACCUUUGGUAUAUUUUCCAGACGGAGAUACAGAUUUCUUGGGGGUGGCUAUUAUUUAUGGUGCUUGAUAAUAUAUUUGAAUGUAUUUGUACUAUUCAGGCAUAUGCAGGGGAAACAUGUCAUACGAUUAUAGUGAAGAAAUCUGAGCAUAUUUAUGAUAAAGAAUAUGUGCAACGGACAGAAAAUGUUUAUAUUGUUGAGCAUGAAAAAAUCAGUGUACAGAAUGCUAUAACAAUGUGCCUUGAGAAAAAACUUAAAAUAAUGUUGGAAAAUUUAAUUCGGAAUAUAAAUGAGCAUGAAAAUGCCCUUGGACACGUUGAAAACAGAGCUUUGAGAGAAGUUGUGUUGGAAAUGAAAUCUAUUUUAAAACAUCUUAACGUAGAAGACAAUCCAAUGACGAAAUUGUACACUAAAGCCUGGAAAUAUGAAAGACCAUGUGUUCCAGACAAAAUUAAAAGUUUUCUUUACAAGGAAAAUGGUGUCAACUCUUUCGGAAUAUGGGAGGAUGGGACAUUUAAAAUAUUCACGGACAGAGGUACAGAUUCUAAAAUUCUUCAACAGAGAUUGAAGCAGUUAGAUAAGGGAUUUUUCGAUAGAAUUAAAGUUAUUAUAAAAAGUAAGUCUUUUAACUUUAAACAUUGUAUAAAGAUAGAAAGAGGGCAUAUUUUGCGCAAAAGCACCGAACCGGAUGAAGAUGGCAAAAUAGCAUGUGCUACAUUAGGGGGAUUUGUCAAAGAUAAAAAGUCUAGUGAUUUUUACGGCUUGACGUGUAAUCAUCUUUAUCCGGAUAUUGAUAAACCAGCAUACACACUAAUAGAUGAUAAAGUUAUUGAAAUAGGAAAAUGCAUAUUUACUACUCGCAUCAAACUUUGUGAUUUUGCUGUUAUAAAAAUUCAUAGAAAUGAACUUAAAAAUUGUGAAACCGUUUUUAAAAAUGAUGAAGGGAAUAAAUGCAAAGCUAAAGUUUUUGAUAAAGAAAGUUUUGAAAGUUUUGGCAUCGUUCAUAAAUGUGGCUCAGAGACAAAAUGGACAAAAGGAAGAAUUGUCAGUAUUCCGUUUUAUCUCAAAGAGGAAGGGGAGGUAUUUCUCAUUUCCGGUCUGUCAGGAUCUUUGUUUUCUAAAGAAGGUGACAGUGGAGCGAUCGUUUUUUCGAGAAAUAAAUCUCCUGAUCAAAGAGGUGUAGACGUGUUAGGAAUGGUUUUUGGAAAUGAUUAUGAUGACCGCGAAGAAACUUCUGACGAUGAUUUAAGUCAAAAAGAUGUGCUGGAAAAGCAAAAAAAUCAUGAAGCUAUAACUGAUCCCAGCAACAUAGAAAAAGAAUAUACAGAUACCAUCAUUUACACUCGUGAAGGGACUUCGAAUUUGGAAAAAAGUUCGCAAAAUCAUGAAAGAAAAGAUGAUAACAACUUAACAGCAUGUUUUCGACUAAAUAAGGCUUUAUGUUUGCUAAAGGACGGUGAAAAUAUUUCGGUGGAAUUUCCUGAUGUCGAUUCAUCAUCAUCAUCAUCAUCCUCCUCCUCCUCAUCUGAUUUGGAUAUUGAAUAACACCUUAACUGAUUAUUAAUAGGAAAUUUAAAAGAAUCUUCCACGGUUAAUGCAAUACACAUUUAUUUAAAAGGAGUGGGUAAUACUUUUAAGUGGAAUGUUAUUUGAUAUUAUUGUGAUAUUGAUACUAUAGUAUCAUAGUCUUACUUUGUCCUACAUUUCCUUUAAAUUACAAAAAUCAAAUUAACUUUUGUACCGUGAUUUUCCUUUAUUAUAUUGCGCAGUAUCAAUUCUCCGUGGAGGUGUGUAAAUGUAUGUUACAUGUCCUGGUUUAUUGUUGAGGAUUCAUUAAAUAGGAUUUUAUCAUAAACACGAGUAUUAAAUGACAUCAUCUGCAUUUGAGGAAAAAAUAAACAUAUUGAUAUGUUUUAUUUGCUUUGACCGACCAUGUCUAAAACAUUUAAAAAACGUA